Mirounga angustirostris (Northern elephant seal) is the source of this 1723-nucleotide messenger RNA. It is a transcript of the gene EMC2, whose product is annotated as ER membrane protein complex subunit 2. The coding region runs from base 53 to 946 and encodes 297 amino acids. Lineage: Eukaryota; Metazoa; Chordata; Mammalia; Carnivora; Phocidae. The transcript has 12 exons. Gene Ontology annotation, molecular function: protein binding. The record is from RefSeq and is a predicted model, not a curated record. Gene Ontology annotation, cellular component: EMC complex. Gene Ontology annotation, biological process: protein folding in endoplasmic reticulum.
ACGUGACAGUGUCUCCCCGCCCUCUCAUUCCCUGCCUCCAGGUUCUGAGAAGAUGGCGAAGGUCUCAGAGCUUUACGAUGUCACUUGGGAAGAAAUGCGAGAUAAAAUGAGAAAAUGGAGAGAAGAAAACUCACGAAACAGUGAGCAAAUUGUGGAAGUUGGAGAGGAAUUAAUUAAUGAAUAUGCUUCUAAGCUUGGAGAUGAUAUUUGGAUCAUAUAUGAGCAAGUGAUGAUUGCAGCCCUAGACUAUGGUCGAGAUGACUUGGCAUUGUUUUGUCUUCAGGAGUUGAGAAGACAGUUCCCUGGCAGUCACAGAGUCAAAAGACUAACUGGCAUGAGAUUUGAAGCCAUGGAAAGAUAUGAUGAUGCUGUACAACUAUAUGAUAGAAUUUUACAAGAAGAUCCAACUAACACUGCUGCAAGAAAGCGUAAGAUUGCCAUUCGAAAAGCUCAGGGGAAAAAUGUGGAGGCCAUUCGGGAACUGAAUGAGUAUCUGGAACAAUUUGUUGGUGACCAAGAAGCUUGGCAUGAACUUGCAGAACUAUAUAUCAAUGAACAUGACUAUGCUAAAGCAGCCUUUUGUUUAGAGGAGCUAAUGAUGACUAAUCCACACAACCACUUAUACUGUCAGCAGUAUGCUGAAGUUAAAUAUACCCAGGGUGGACUUGAAAACCUCGAACUUUCAAGAAAGUAUUUUGCUCAGGCACUGAAACUGAACAACAGAAAUAUGAGAGCUUUGUUUGGGCUUUACAUGUCGGCAAGUCAUAUUGCUUCUAAUCCAAAAGCAAGUGCAAAAACAAAAAAGGACAACAUGAAAUAUGCUAGUUGGGCAGCUAGUCAAAUAAACAGAGCUUAUCAGUUUGCAGGUCGAAGUAAGAAGGAAACCAAAUACUCUCUUAAGGCAGUCGAAGACAUGUUGGAAACACUGCAGAUCACCCAGUCUUAAGUAUGCAAAACUCUAAAAUUUUGGACAUGCUGGGAAUGGUGUUUCAAAACGUAAUGAUUUAAAGUUAAGUAGACAAGUACAUACAAUAAAAAAAGUAAUAUCUUGUUGCAACUUAGUAUACACUAUUUAAGCCAACCUUAACCAUAGGAUAUUACUGACUUGGAAGCAGAGGAGGAUGUAGAAAAGAUAGAAAUGGAAAACCAGUGCUUCAGUAUGCUGGGAGCAUAUAAUUUUUAUUGGUAAAUAUUUCAAAGAAUCUUUUUUUUUUGAUGCCACAAUCCAUCUAUUCUCAAAGUAACUUUAUUUUACUUUGUUUCAUAGAACUGUAGGAUUUUAGAAGAGACUUUAAAGAUGAAUUAGUUAUAUUCCAUUUUAGGAUGAGGAAUCAAGGUUCUGAGAAAUUAAGCUCUUCUGAGACAGAGCAGGACCAGGAUGUCAGGGGUUCCCAAGUCAGUGUUCUUUCUAGUAUACUCUGAGGCAUAUGUCUAUUCUGUGAUAUGUUCUUCCUAUUUUAAAAUGACAAAAAUAAGAGAUAUAUCCAAGGGGCAUUGCUUGUUAGAGCAGGGAUUAGAAUUCAGAUUUUCUGACUUGUAAAACAAUUUUUUAGUGGAAUAAUAAAGUCAUAAUUUCUUUUUAAAGUCAUAAUUUCAUUUUGAAUUAAACUGAACUUAAACUAAAUUGACCAUUUAAGCUAUUACUUCAUGUAAUCAUUGUGAGAACUCUUUUAGACUAUUUAGAACUACUUCGAACCUCUUUCACUUUGAACCUCUGAUGUAU